AUGCCCGCUACCUUCAUACCAUACCACCCCUCGCGCCCACCCUCACGAGCCGUCUCCAUCGUCGACGGAGCCCCCAACCUUCCGCCACCAUCUGACGUGCCGCCCUUCUACUACGACCGACCAUCGUCCCGCGCUUCCCACUCUCCCUCGCACUCAUGGUCUCCCACCCGCACCUCCCUCGACUAUGCCGUCCCGCCCUCGUACAAUGCUCCCUAUGAGCCUGCCGACAUCAACGGCAGUCCGCGACCAGGUUCACCUUCUAGUAAAUAUGGUGGAAGCCCGAAGCGACCCCUCCCACCAGCCCCGCUGUUUGCCGGUGUGCGACCCAACUCAUCCGACGGCGACAAGGAUCUCUCAGACAUGACAGCCAUCCCCAUCGAUGGCGAUGAUGACCCGUUCAUAGACGAUGAGCGACCAGACCUUCUCAAGACUGACUCGUUCGUGUCCGACUCAAGUUACAACGACGACGACGAAGACGAUUACGAUGAGAAAGGCAACUAUGAGCCCGCUCCAGAUGGAAAGCAAGAACGUCGUGGCGUGAGACCUGCAGUCAUGUCCAAGAAGGAGGUCAAGCUCAUCAAUGGAGAACUGAUCUUGGAGUGCAAAAUUCCCACCAUUCUGUACUCUUUCCUGCCCCGUCGCGAUGACAUCGAAUUCACGCACAUGCGAUACACGGCUGUCACAUGCGAUCCCAACGAGUUUGUCGAGCGUGGUUACAAGCUCCGUCAGCAGAUUGGAAACACAACCCGGGAGACCGAGCUGCUGAUCUGUAUCACCAUGUACAACGAGAACGAACUCGACUUUACCCGCACCAUGCACGGUGUCAUGCGCAAUGUGGCUCACUUUUGCAGCAGACAAAAGUCCAGAACAUGGGGCAAGGACGGUUGGAAGAAGAUUGUCAUCUGUAUCAUUGCUGAUGGACGCAAAAAGGUUCAUCCUCGAACUCUGGAUGCUCUUGCUGCCAUGGGAGUGUACCAAGAUGGUAUCGCAAAGAACUCUGUGAACCAACGUGAAGUCACUGGUCACGUUUAUGAGUAUACCACGCAGGUAUCUCUCGAUCCCGAUCUCAAAUUCAAAGGCGCCGAAAAAGGCAUUGUGCCUUGCCAGAUGAUUUUCUGCAUGAAAGAAAAGAAUGCAAAGAAACUCAACAGUCAUCGCUGGUUCUUCAAUGCGUUCGGACAGGCCUUGAAGCCCAAUGUCUGCAUUCUGCUAGAUGUUGGCACAAGACCAGGAGACACUUCUCUUUAUCACCUUUGGAAGGCAUUUGAUAACGAUUCGAACGUUGCAGGUGCUGCUGGUGAGAUCAAGGCUGGCAAGGGAAAGAAUUGGCUCGGGCUAUUCAAUCCACUUGUGGCGUCCCAGAAUUUCGAGUACAAAAUGUCUAAUAUUCUUGACAAACCGCUCGAAUCUGUCUUUGGUUAUAUCACUGUCUUGCCUGGCGCUCUUAGUGCGUACAGAUACCAUGCCCUCCAGAAUGAUGAGACUGGACAUGGGCCUCUUAGCCAAUACUUCAAGGGCGAGACUCUACACGGUCAAGAUGCAGACGUCUUCACCGCCAACAUGUAUCUUGCAGAAGAUCGUAUCCUUUGUUGGGAGCUUGUCGCCAAGCGUAACGAAUCUUGGGUCCUGAAGUAUGUCAGACAAGCCACUGGUGAAACUGAUGUACCUGAUGCUGUCCCAGAGUUCAUUUCUCAGCGCCGUAGAUGGCUGAAUGGUGCAUUCUUCGCUGCAGUCUACUCCCUUUUGCAUUUCAAACAAAUUUGGACGACGUCGCAUUCUCCGAUCCGCAAAGCGCUACUUCAUGUCGAAUUCAUCUAUCAAUUCAUUCAGCUCACGUUUACUUGGUUUUCGCUUGGUAACUUCUAUCUGACAUUCUACUUUGUUGCUGGUUCUCUUUCGGAUCCAAAGAUCGACCCUACAGGAGCAAAGGUCAAUCUCUGCAAAUAUGUCUUCACAGUUCUAAGAUAUGCUUGCAUAUUGACCAUUGCUAUGAACUUCAUCUUGAGCAUGGGCAAUCGACCACAGGGAUCGAAAAAGAUGUUCUUGGGCUCCAUGAUUAUCUAUGGUAUUGUCAUGGCAUACACCACGUUCGCUUCAAUCUGGAUUGUGGUAAAAGAAUUUGGCGGAGGCAAGAUGCAUCUUGGCAACAACCUCUUUACCAACUUUAUUGUCAGCACUCUCAGCACAAUUGGCCUCUACUUCUUGAUGUCUUUCCUCUACCUGGAUCCUUGGCAUAUGUUCACUAGUUCCGCUCAGUACUUUGGCAUGCUACCCAGCUAUAUCUGCACACUUCAAAUCUUCGCUUUCUGCAACGCGCAUGAUAUUUCUUGGGGCACAAAGGGUGACAAUACUGUCAGUACAGAUCUGGGAGCUGCGAAAGCCUCCAAGGGCGGCACUGUUGAACUCGAGAUGCCGAGCGAGCAGCUUGACAUCGAUAGUGGCUACGACACUGCUCUUCGCAACCUUCGCGACCGCGUCGAGGUCAUUGACCCACCACCGAGCGCAGCACAGCAGCAAGAGGAUUAUUACCGUGGAGUCAGAACUUACAUGGUGACAAUCUGGAUGUCUACCAACGCCAUCCUUGCCAUGGCCGUCAGUGGAGCAUACGGCGAGACGGGUAUUGCCAACAACGUCUAUCUCAAGUUCAUCUUAUGGGCUGUUGCUGUUCUGGCCUUGUUCCGUGCCAUCGGCUCCUCGACUUUCCUGCUCAUCAACGCCAUCCAUUCCAUCAUGGAGGGCAAGCUGAAGUUCAGUGACCGUAGUUCUACAGGCAGUAAGACUGCCUCGAGAAGACGAUACGGCUGGCGCAGCAAGAUACCAUCCUUCAGCUUCCUGGACGGAAGUGGUACGUGGAUCAGUGACAAAGCUGGAAACGCGACUGUUGGAAUAAAGAGACUUUUCCACAAAUGA
Molecule: messenger RNA, 2910 nt
Organism: Aureobasidium melanogenum CBS 110374
Lineage: Eukaryota; Fungi; Ascomycota; Dothideomycetes; Dothideales; Saccotheciaceae
Product: chitin synthase, class II
Exons: 2
Coding region: 1-2910 (969 amino acids)
Cellular component (GO): cell periphery; cell septum
Molecular function (GO): chitin synthase activity
Source: RefSeq, a predicted model, not a curated record